Molecule: messenger RNA, 594 nt
Organism: Paramecium pentaurelia
Lineage: Eukaryota; Ciliophora; Oligohymenophorea; Peniculida; Parameciidae
Source: the annotation of a GenBank genome assembly
AUGUAUAAAAAGAUGUUCGAUAUUGCACAAGCAUAUAAUUAACAACCACUAAAUUAGGCAAUAAAGUAAGUUCAAGAAAUGGAUGUAGAUUUUUGGGGAACUAAUAUUUUAGAUGCAUUGGUCUAAGGCAUUUAUGAUGAAAAAUAUUAAAAAAGCAAAUGUAGUCCAGAAACUUUAAAUGCUUUUCUACCAACAGAUGCUCCGGAAGAUAUUAUCAAAUUAGUAUCUAAAAAUCAAAGACCUGAAACUAGAAUUUAUACAUUAGGUAUUGGGAAUAAUUUUAGUGAGUAUUUAGCCUAAAGAUUAGCUGAAGUUGGAAAUGGAAAAUGUUAAUUAGUAGGAGAAAAUGAGAAUAAUAAUUCUAAAGUUAUAGAUUUGUUAGAGGUUUCCUUAAAUUAUUAUUUAAAGGGAUUUUCAUUGAUACAUAAUAUUGAAAAAGCUUCAUAGAUUAUUUCUGAUCCAAAAUCAAUAACUUACUUAAAGGAAAAUCAAGAGUUAACUUUACAAAUUUUAUUUUCAAAGAAACAGAAAAAAGAAAAUUAAGAAUUCAAAAUUAAUUGUUUUGAUCCAUAAAUGAAUAAAUAAAUUAAUUGA